This is a messenger RNA of Orbicella faveolata, 2293 nucleotides long. RefSeq names its product complement component 1 Q subcomponent-binding protein, mitochondrial-like. The record is from RefSeq and is a predicted model, not a curated record. NCBI's taxonomy places the organism in Eukaryota, Metazoa, Cnidaria, Anthozoa, Scleractinia, Merulinidae. Gene Ontology annotation, biological process: cytosolic ribosome assembly. Gene Ontology annotation, cellular component: mitochondrial matrix.
UAGUUCCUUAGCGGCAGGCAACCCCCAUAACCAUCCCAAUAGUGCACUCUGCACUAAAAAGGACUUAGUGAAAUAUUUAGGAUCAGCAUCAACUAAUACAGGUUUGUAAAGUCACAGUGACAUGAUCUACAUGGAAAGGUACCUUUCAAUCUUAGAAAACCUCCCUCCAGUGAAAAAUUGUUGACAUCCAACUCCUGAUUAAGAAGUAAAUUACAUAGAAAUACAUUAUAAAAACCGUACCUAAAGAUAUUGUGCAAAAUAUUUCUUUAUCAAAUAGUCCAAUGUUGAUGGGAUGCUAGUUAAACUGGAGAGGGAAUACAAUGCUGAAAGGAUUGUAGUAUCAUUUGAUCUAAAUGAGAAUACAAACCAAGAUGAGAGUGCUCUUGAUGAGGAUGCAGAAGAUGAACAGCAAUAUGCAGAAGAUGAUCAUGAAAUAAUGGGAAAGAUUGUGUCAUAUCCUUAUUUCACUGUGGAAAUAACAAAGCAACCUGGGAAAACGUUAAAGUUCCACUGUGAGUUUAACAGUGAACUAGGUGAAGAAUUCUCAGAUCAUGAAGGAAAUGAGGAAAUCAUCAACAUAAUCAAUGUAUCAGUUUUGGAUUCUUCUGACAAAGAUAAAACUGUUUAUUGUGCUGAAACAGAAAACUUGGAUAGUAACUUAUACAUGAUGUUGUUGAACAUGUUAGCUGAAAGGGGAAUUGAUAAGAGCUUUUGCCAAUGGCUUCUUGACUACAGCACAGCCCUGGAACAGCAACACUAUGUCAAAUUUCUGGAAGAGUUGCAAGGAUUUGUCAAGCUACAGUAAAAAAUAUGCAACUAUAAACAGUUUUAUUAUGAAAAAGCAAGACUGCUUCCACGCAGUGUUAGUAUGAGGUUUUGAGAUAUUGUUUAACUGUGGUAAAGGCUUGCCAUCACAUUAGUGGGGCCCUUAGAGAACAAUGACAUAACAAGAACAGAACAUUUUAAACAUCAUAUUACUGACUUCAACCCAACAGCAUUUCAACUUGUGCAAGUGGGAAUACUUAUUAUAAUAUUCUUACUGUUUUCAAAUUCAUGCUUUCAUUUGUUCAUUUGAGCAAGAACGCAUUCAGUGUACUGGAUUGCACCAUUUUACAUAACUACUGUUAGUAUUGAUGUACAAAGGACAAGUUUCACAGACUUUGACAAGAACAUAAAAUAAUACUAGCUGUCAGUAUACAGACUUCUUCUUAAUCUUGAAAAUGAUUUGAUAGUUGUGUUGGGUUUGACUAGCACGGUAAUAUGCUGUAGAGUUAAUGAGAGGUGCUGCAGUCCAUUAGUUUUCUGCCUUAUGAACACAUGAUCUUUCCUCACUGACUAAUUUUAUCAUGCGGUCAAGUAAAAAUGUAGUAAUCAAGAGAAAUUAAUGGUGCCAACCUAUACUUUGUAUUAUUAAAUGUCCAAAACCCCUGCAGCUUUCUCAAAAUUUAUUUACUUGUGUGCGGGGUGUAUGGACAUCCCAACCUGUGAUAAGCUUAGCUCUUCAGACGCUGUCACACAACCUGCAUAAUGUGUUGAGUUACUGACGUGAAAUAAAAUUACUAUCGGGGAUUUGAAAAACUGACGCAAAAUCAGUACUAGCAUUUAGCUGUUAAAGGCAGUUACAGUAUUUAAAGCUGCCUCAGUCUUUGAUUAGGGUUUUUAUUGUUACUUAAAAGCUUCCUUCAAUUUGAAGAAAGUUUCAUUUGUAACCACUGCUUCUUGGAUAGUGUAACAGAUGUGACGAUCUUCUUGAAUCCAAGUUCUCUGGAAUAUCAGGCUAGCUGUCAGUCUUCGUACUUGGAUGAGUGCCCGAUAAGUCCAAAAACAGCCACAGCGACAAAUUCACUUGAUGAACUUUAUUGUUUGUUGAUUUUUGAAAUUAUUUUCCCCCAACUACAAAGUGUGGCUCUUCAUCCUCAUCUGACUUCUCCUCAUCAUCAUUAUCACUACUGCUAACUUGUUUUUGAUCAUCUUCACCUGUAGAAUUGAAUACCAUAUACGCUUAAGGUAAUCAAUAUUCUGUUUGUGACCCUACUUAACAGGUAGAUAUUGUUGGCUAGGCUCCUUGUUUUAGUUUCCCCUCCUUUUGAGGUCACAUGACCCCUGUCAUCUUAAAUUACGUGUAUGUGUAACGGCGAACCUUUGGUUGGAAUGUUUGGUUACUUGUAGUUUUAUACAAACUGUACAGCAUUCACCAGAUGAAGCAAGGUCUUCUUAACUGAAUGGUAAACUGAGCGGUGAAUGUAGUGUAUUUCCUUAUUUUCAUCGAAUUAAAGGAGCUUUGGCCUUGAAA